CGAGGCGGGGACAGCGCCGCGACCCGCGGCCGCUGUUCGUUGUGUCACGACAGGCCAGGCGACAGGCAGGCCGCACAGUGCCCGCUGUACCGGCGUGCGCAGACCUCUGCAAUACCCCACACACUGCCGGUGCGCUCGACACCCACAAGGAGCUCGGGCCCCGUUGGAGCCCGGCCCGGCCCCUCCACGCCCUCGGCACCUGGCGGCGGUGGCCCCUCCUCCAGGAAGCCGGACUUGCCGCGUCCUUGUCGGCGGGGCCAGGUGCGCACCCCUAGCCGGGCUGGUCAGCGCCGCCACCGCGGCAGUAUGGACCCCCCGGCUGAGCGCCCCGCCGUGCCCUGCUGCCGCUCCCUUCUGCUCCUGCUGCUGUUCCUCACGAAUUUUGUGCCAUCCUUUGAAAAGGAGACAUUGCGGACGACGGCAGUUCAGUUUGAACCAAACAUGAAUUAUGUGGACUUUAUUCAUUUAAACAUUUUAGAAAGGAAGGUUCUCAACAGUUCAGAAGUUUCAGUUCAGUAUUUAUGUUCUAAGCCUUGUAUUAUCAACUUGGAAGCAGUAGCUUCUUCUGAGUUCAGGACUGGUGUACCAGUGUAUAGAAGGAGAUGGAAAGAUGAGAAGAACCUGUAUGUUAGCAGAACUCGACAAGUACAUUUGAAAUUUCCAAGCAUCAUGGUUUACAGAGAUGACUAUAUAAUCAGAAACUCAAUAAUAGUGCACAGUGUGAUAUUAUAUGCAUGGAUUAGUCACAAAUCCGUUACCAGCUAUGAUACUGAGCAGAAUGAAGACUACCAGGAUGCAAUUGCCAAGAACUACACUUUCUUAGAAGCAGUUCCACCUUUUGAGCGCCCAUUUAAAGACCACAAAGUUUGCCUUCAGUGGGGUGCUGACUAUUUGUGGAUGCUCCAGGCAAACAGAAUACCUCAGUGCCCUCAUGAAAGUGAUGGUGUCCAGAUUCUCAACUUUAUAUAUGCUUCCAGUGGGGAGAAAACAGGAAUUGUGAAGAAAUUUGAACAGUUUGAAAACAGAGAACUUGAGACAGUCAGACAACAUCAGAUUGAUUAUCCCAUGUUCACUGUUUCUAUCUGGCUGUAUUUACUCCAUCACUGUGAGAAGGAUCUGUGUGGUAUACUCUAUUUUAUUGAUCCAAAAGAAAUGUACAGUACUCCUGCUAUAUUUCUAAAUGAGGAAGGUUAUGUGCAUAUUCAGAUGCACCUCAUGAGAGGAGAUGACCUUGCAGUGAAAACUAGCUUCAGUCUUCCUCUGAAGCAGUGGUUUCGACUGGAUAUCUCUUUUAAGGGUGGACAGGUAGAAGUAAGCAGUGUUGGGAAGAAUUUGAGAAGACAUCAUCAUCAGUCUUUUAUUUUUAGGGAAGAUUUCUAUUAUGAGGACACUGCUGGAUACUUUGUUCUUGGAGGUAGUGGAUAUGUAAAUGGUGUCAAAGCAUUCUUUGGACCUGUGAAGUACUAUCGUCUCAAUGUGUUGGAAACAGAACAGAUUUCUAACCCUCUUAAUGACAAAGAAACAGUGGAACAAAUUGAACUUUACUAUGAGAGAUGCAUGGACAUUCAAGAAAUAGUUUAUGAGUACAGACGUAUUGUAAACCAGGGUGAAAAAUCGCAAAGAAAUAGUUACUGUGAAAACUAUUAUUUGAAGCUGAUUCAUAAAUAUGGUGAAAAAUCCAAAUGUGAUGCCUUCAUGUGGGGAAAAGAGCUCAGGGAAAAGUACCAUACUUUGUUCAAACUAUUAAAAGAGACAUAUUUCAGUGCUCCAGAUGUGUUAAAAGAUGGAAGUGAUACAGUUCUAGAAGUUGGUCGAAGGAUAUUUGAGAAGGUUUCAAAGGGUCUGUCCACCACUGAUGGCCUGAGCAAUAUGGGUUCCUUUGUCCCUCUCUUGGUGGAGUCCAGUUGUUGUGGAUACCAUAAGGCUUCCUAUUUCCUUGCAGUUAUAUUUGAAACAGGGCUUGGUGUGUCUGUGGAUCACAAAAAGGGACUGCUGUAUAGUUUGGUUGGUGCUCAGGGGAAUGAGAGACUUGCUGUGAUGAAUCUUGGCUAUAAACAUUACCAAGGCAUUAAUAACUAUCCACUUGAUUUGGAGCUGUCAUAUGCUUAUUACAGUAAUAUUGCAAUAAAGACAUCAUUGGAUCAACACACUAUAAAAGGGGAACAGGCAUUUGUUGAAACAAUAAGGCUGAUGGAUGAUGAACUGCUAAAAGCUCAAACAAAAGAAAAUGGUGAUGUCUUUAUGUGGUUAAAACAUGAAGCAACAAGAGGAAACGCAGCUGCACAGCAACGAUUGGCUCAGAUGCUUUUUUGGGGCCAACAAGGAGUGGCAAAGAAUCCUGAAGCUGCAAUAGAAUGGUAUGCAAAGGGUGCAAUAGAAACAGAAGAUCCAGUGUUAAUAUAUGAUUAUGCCAUUGUGUUAUUUAAGGGCCAAGGUGUGAAAAAAAAUACAAAACUUGCUUUGGAAUUAAUGAAGAAGGCAGCAGCCAAGGGUUUGCCCCAGGCAGUGAAUGGAUUGGGAUGGUAUUACCACAAUUUUAAAAGAGACUACAGAAAAGCAGCUGAACACUGGUUAGUUGCUGAAGAAUUGGGAAAUCCAGAUGCAUCAUACAACCUUGGAGUCCUUUAUUUAGAUGGAAUUUACCCUGGAGUACCUGGUAGAAAUCAAACAGUUGCUGCACACUAUUUCUAUAAAGCUGCCCAAGGAGGACAUAUAGAAGGGACUUUACGAUGCUCUCUGUAUUAUAUCACAGGAAAUAUGGAAGACUUUCCUAGAGAUCCAGAAAAAGCUGUAAUCUGGGCAAAACACAUUGCAGAGAAGAAUGGCUACUUAGGUCAUGUCAUCAGAAAAGCUCUCAAUGCUUAUCUGGAACUUUCAUGGCAUGAAGCUUUGCUGCAUUAUAUUUUAGCAGCUGAAACUGGGAUUGAAGUGUCACAGUCCAAUUUAGCACACAUCUGUGAAGAAAGACCAGACCUAGCAAGGAAAUACCUAUCAACUGAUUGUGUUUGGAGAUACUACAAUUUGUCUGUUUCUCAAGUCAAUGCACCAUCAUUUGCUUAUUUGAAGAUGGGUGAUUUCUACUACUACGGUUACCAGAACCAGUCUAAAGAUCUCGAGCUCUCAAUGCGGAUGUAUGCACAAGCUGCACUAGAAGGAGAUUCACAGGGUUUCUUUAAUUUGGCCCUGGUCAUAGAAGAGGGCAACUCCAUACCUUCUUACAUUCUGGAUCACUUGGAAAUUGAUCGGACAUUGCAUUCUAGUAGUGUGUCACUUCUUCAGGAACUUUAUUACAGGUGCUGGAAUAAUAGUAACCAAGAAUCAAUUAGUCCGUGCUCAUUAGCAUUGCUUUAUUUUUACAUGAGAGUUUUCUGGAACAAUAUUUUGCAAUCUACUCUGAUCUACUUCAUGGGAACCUUUCUUUUAUCAAUUCUGGUUGCAUUUGCAGUGCAGUAUUUUCAGUCUUUAUCUGCCCAUAAUUCUCCUGGAGCAAGAGCAGAACCAUCGUUAGAUGAACUUUCUUCCUCAGGGAGUAGCAAUGAGGAUGCUACCAGACUCAUACAGCAAGAUGAAUCUACGUUUUCAAAUGAUUUAGCACAGCAGGAGUCAAACCCUCAGAACCCUCUUGUUAUGAACUGAAGUGUAGUUUUCUUAAGGUUGGUGUCCCAUUGCGAAGAUGGGAUAUGAACAACUACAAAUCUAAAAACUGGCAACCAACCCUAUUAGUGGUGGUAAUAAUGCAGUCCAACAGUUAAAAUUGUGGGGAAAUUCACUGAUAUGAUUUCUCCACUAUAGAGGAAAACCAUCCCUAUAAUUUAACACUCCAAACAGAUAAUGCAAUUAUUUCUGUCCCCAGUACAUGAUCAUACUGUAUUUCAUUGGAGGACUUGAAGAAAGCUUGCAAAGUCUUUGCCUAAUCGAAGAAUGAGCAAACUUCCUACCAGUUUUGAUGAUGAAUUUUUACUCGCAUAUCCAAUAUCUUAUGAAAUUGGCUUUUUUAAGUGUAUACUAGUGAACUUAAAGAUUUUUGUAAGUUGAAAGUGCAAAAAUCACAUAAAAGUGAAACCUGGCCACCAACACUUUCCAAGUGCCAUGGCACACCAGCCAAGGCUUUGGUACAUGCAGUGAUAACAAUUCAGAUUUUGGCAUUUUAUAUUCCAUCUCAACUCUUAGAUGGGAAAUAAUGUUUUCUUUUGAAAGAAAAACACCAGGGAGAUUUGCAAUAUCAUCAUAACACAGGAGUUUUGCUGGCUAAACCUUAGGCAAAGUUUCACGAGUUUCAGCAGUUCCCUGGUCAACAGAACACUUUCUGGCCCUGCCAAGAGCCACUGAUCAGACAAAGUAACUUCCCUAAUGAAUAAAUAGAAGAAUAUUUAAGUGUGAACAGGUGCCACCUCACAAAGUGAGUAAACUAUUUUUGGAUUCUUCCAUCGAUAACAUUGGUAAGGAUUUAUUUCAUGUUCUGCAGUAACUCUUAAAAACACCUAUUUAAGUGACAGUUUAUUUGGUAAAGUUUAGAUGGGAUAUAUAGGUAACAAGUACAGAGUGCAAAUGCCUUCUGUCUCAUUUAAAAUUGUCUAUUAAAUGGCUGUAGGAAAGGCCUGACCUUUAAAGCAGGUAUGCCUGCACCUCUGUAAGAUGAUGUAGAUCACAGGUUAUAAAUUGCCACCAAUCUAUGCAUUAUUGAGGGUUAAAUCCACUCUUCUUGCACUACAUUAUUUACUCUUGUAAAUAAAAAUAUUUUUCUAAUUCA
Molecule: messenger RNA, 4750 nt
Organism: Melopsittacus undulatus (budgerigar)
Lineage: Eukaryota; Metazoa; Chordata; Aves; Psittaciformes; Psittaculidae
Gene: SEL1L3
Product: SEL1L family member 3
Exons: 24
Coding region: 307-3636 (1109 amino acids)
Molecular function (GO): protein binding
Source: RefSeq, a predicted model, not a curated record